AUGGUUAAGGAGGUUGUACAGCAGAUCUUCUGGUCAAUGCUCCUCAACGCUACCGUUCAAGAUAGAGGCUCUCUGAGUUCGGUGACUUCUCUAGAGGCAUCUCCCAAGGCAACUCAACCAACACUAAAACAGGCCGCGCAACCAUGCUCUUGGCCGUACUCAGCGUUCCAAAGCACUCCUGUUGGAAGCGCUGAUAUUAUAAACCUGACUAACAAGCCGCACCGUCAGCCCCUACCUUCCAAGGCCCUGUCGCACUCCUCUAUGUCCGAGCCCUCUGCAAACCCAAGAGAUGUCCAUAUCGCCCUUGAUGCCAACAACGCGACGCAAAUCUGGGUGCUAGCGGCGAGACUCAAAGGUCUCGGCGAUCUCCCGCAAGACUGUUCAAUACGCUUCGUUGGCCACCAGUACUGCGUGAAGAGCAGCCUGUGCACCCAGUCGAGAACUAGUCGAAAGGUCACGUGGUCGCUUAAGGGAUCCGGCAACGAACGACGCCACGGAGUCCUAGCAUUGAACCGGAAUAAAGACCUCGAUUUCGAAGCGGUGUGGGCUCAGCACACAUAUUCGAUGCGAUGGAUUAUAUUGAGCCUUGCAGCUUCUCAAGUUGCUGGAUUCAUAUUUGAUACUAUCGAGAAACGGACAAGACACAGUAGCUAUGAGGUACAUCAAGGGAUCGACAUGUUUGUGAAACAGGACAGCAUGAUAGGAGAAGUUUGGACCUCACAGAGCGAGUCCACCCCGGCUGAGAGCAGCCGGCAUGCCACUAACUCGUUUACAGCAAAAUCUGAACACGUGGGUAAUGGGGAUUUCCUUCGGGCGACGGCACAUGUCUCGAAAGAGGCUAGAUUAGCCACGCCGAUUCGUAUCCCUUUUCUCUUCGUAGUACAUUUUGAUUUAUCCUGA
This is a messenger RNA of Lindgomyces ingoldianus, 900 nucleotides long. RefSeq lists its product as uncharacterized. The transcript is spliced from 13 exons. The record is from RefSeq and is a predicted model, not a curated record. NCBI's taxonomy places the organism in Eukaryota, Fungi, Ascomycota, Dothideomycetes, Pleosporales, Lindgomycetaceae. Bases 1 to 900 code for a protein of 299 amino acids.